GCUGCGUUCCUGUUAUCUCCGGACCGAUGGAGCUGUGAGGGAAUCAUGGCUGCUGCUCUGGGUCGCUGGUCGAGGGUCUUUUACGUGUUUCUACGUCUAUAUCCCUGUUGUAUCUUUGGCUUUUUGAACAUAGAGGAGUUAAAUGAAAUGAAAUACGGCAUCCAGAUCCUCCCCGAUCCGGUUGUCCUGGGACAGACCCAGCCCGAUGAGGUGAUGAUGGUCUCCAACAAGUUCAAGCAGCUGUACGAGUGUCGCCUCCCGGCCCAGGCGCUUCGCUUCCACCAGGAUCCGGCGUCCGAGUCGGAGCCGCCGAGCUACACCGGCCCCGGGGUCACUGAGCUGCUGGAGCCAAUGCACCAGGCCCCCUGCCUGGUCAAGACAAAGGACUGGUGGACCUACGAGUUCUGUCAUGGAAAGUUCAUCAGACAAUACCAUCUGGAAGACACAGAGAUCAAAGGGGACAUCCUGUUCCUGGGGACCUACGAGUCUGAGUUUGAUUGGAGCAAUGAAACUGCGAAGGCCUCCAAGCAGCACCGUCUGCGGCGCUACCACAGCCAGACCUACGUCAACGGCUCCCGCUGCGACCUGAACGCAGCCCCGCGGGAGACGGAAGUCCGGUUCGUGUGCGAGGAGGCCGCCGGGGACUACAUCGCCCGCGUGGACGAGCCCCAGUCCUGCCGCUACGUGCUGACCGUCCACACCAGCCGCACCUGCCAGCACCCCUUCCUGAUGCCGCCUUCCAGCGCCCGGCCCCAGGGCAUCGUGUGCCAGCCCGCCCUGAGCGCCCAGCAGUACAUGAGCUACGUCAAGGCCCAAGUCUCGGACACCAAGAGGAAGGUGGAGCAGAUCUCGGAGGAGCUGCGGACCCUGGACGAGAUGCUGGCGGGCAGCGUGGGACGGGAGUUGGCCGAGACGCUGGCCCCCCAGGAGACCCUCGCGCCCCCGGAGGAGCAGGACCCCACGGAGGUCGACGGACAAGGUCUGACUGAGGACGGGGGGCCAGAAGAACAAGAGGAUCCUGAGUCCAAGGAGGGCGGGACCAGACCAGGAGGUUCAAAACAAGCGGCCUCACAUCCGACCUUAAAGGUAGCAGGUGAAGACGAUGACGAUUCCCUGUCAAACAACGAAGUCUUGGAGGAAGACGAAGACUAUGAAAAAUUCAACUUCAAGAUAAUCACGGACCCCGCUGACCUCAUGCAGUUUGUGCAGCACCUCAAAGAAAGCAACAGAAAGAAAGCGAGGAACCAGGCCCGGAGUGAGGCGGAGCAGCGGGUGGCUGACGGGGCCAAGGAUCGCCACGACGACCAGGAGAAGGAUGAUGAGGAGGAGGAGGAGGAGGAGGUGGAGGAGGAGAGCCUCCUGAAGGAGUUUGAGGAGGAGACGGCCGGCCUCAUGGUGCCCUCGGAGCAGAUCCAGGAGAUCAAGGAGGAGAUGCAGAAGGAGUUCCACAACAUCAUCGACGAGGCCCAGCAGGAGCUGGAGACGGAGGGGCUGAAGGGAGAGUUCGACCGCUCCCAGGCCACGCAGACCCUGGAGACCACCCUGGACAAGCUCCUGGACCGGCUCGAAGACAAGGACGCCCCGGUCCCGGAGCAGCCGCUGGCCGGCGGUCAGAGGGGCAGCGACCCGGCCAGGGGCAGCCCCAGCCUCGCCCCCCAGCAGCCAGACCAAGCGGCAGACGACCAGGUGAAGAUCAAGAUCACCAAGUACAAGACGGGCAGCACACCGGGCGGGCAGGUCAAAGUUCAGGAGAUGGGAGAAGGGGACCCCCAGUGGCAGCACAUCAAGGACGUGGUGAAGGAGCAGCUGGAGAAGGCUGGACUGAAGGCUGAAGGGAAAAUCGAGGUGAAGAUCUUGACGCGAAAGAAUGCAGAGCAGGCUGGGGACCAGUGGCUGACAGAGGAGGACACAAAGUCCUUCAGAGAGCUUCUCAUCAACCUGCUGACCGGGGGGACAGAGGAGGUGUAUAAGGAGCAGAAGAGGCAGCAGGAUUUGGAGGACAACUACAGGUUUGCGUGGGGGCAGUCCCAGGAGGAGGCCCAGACCUCCGGCCCCUCGGACCCGGACGACGUGGACCUCUGAGCGCUGACAUUAUUCACCUUUUGUGACGGUGAACCAAAGCUCCUGUGGAGACUGCGAGCAGAUUGUCUCGGAAAGAACUUUAAAUGGACAACUCUCUGCUGUUUAACUGUUGCUAUUAAACCUCCCAGGCAUAGCAACGCACAACAUGCUGAACCAUGUCUUGUCUUCAUGGGGUCGAGAUGCACAUUGCACAACGAGUGCCUCUCACAGAGUGGGCGAGUUAAUUGUAACCGGUAGCUAAUUGACGGGCAAAAUAUGUGUGUGUGUGAAAUGUAGCUUUUAGACAUGCUUCAGUUCAAUGUUUUAACAACUUUAAAGGGGCAGUGUGUAGGAUAUAGUGGCAUCUAGUGGUGAGGUUGCAGAUUGCAACCGACUGAUUCACCCGUCCCUCUCCGAGGACGUAGGAGACAUACGUUGGCCUGUUAGGUGCCUGUAGGUCCAUGUCCACAGCCGUAGGUCUGUUCUGGGCAACACGGCGGCUCUGUGGAAGAGGACCCUCCCCUAUUUAGAUGGAAGGGUUUCUUGGCAACGCUCAUUAUUUUCAUGGGAUUAUGCACUAAUUAAAACAUAAUUAAGAAUAUUAUAUUCCAUUUCUGCCGAGUCUGUUUCUCUGGAUGCCACUAGAGUCUACACACUGCUCCUUUAAUGUGGGUGUAGCGCGCAUGAAGGUGGAGGGCCCCAUGUGUCUGAGGGGCCACCUGGAGUGGAAGGAGAUGUUUAGUGACUCAGUAGCUCAGUGCCGCCUUUAUGAACGACCUUCCUCCGUGACACAGCCUCAGCGUCGCCGGGACCUGGGAGCAGGAGGUGCAUACAAAAUACCAUUCUUGUUGAUACUUUUUUUUUUUUUUUUUACUUUUGGAUACUUUCUUAUUUGCUAGGUGUACAAAUAUAUAAAUCACAAUACAAUUUUGAUGUUGAUUGUAAAAAAUGUGGCUAAGGCACUUUUUAAUUGAAAUUUUCUCAAACCCGGUUCUAUUGUCUGUGAUUGGUCGUGGGAUAACGAAUACAGGAAGUGUACAUGAUGUGACAGUAAUGAUGUGCUGUUGGGCGUACCAUGAAGAGGUCCAUAAGAGCUGUUCAGGGAUCCAUCCAAUGGGCUGCCUCGAUAUUAAGCGCUGUAGAUCUUUGAAUUGGCUUUUUGCAUUGUAUAUUAGCACACCAUGCUAAUACGUUUAAAUAAAUACGAAUAAAGCUGCGAUUUAAGAA
This is a messenger RNA of Gadus morhua (Atlantic cod), 3288 nucleotides long. It is a transcript of the gene os9, whose product is annotated as OS9 endoplasmic reticulum lectin. Gene Ontology annotation, cellular component: endoplasmic reticulum lumen. Lineage: Eukaryota; Metazoa; Chordata; Actinopteri; Gadiformes; Gadidae. The record is from RefSeq and is a predicted model, not a curated record. The transcript is spliced from 15 exons. Gene Ontology annotation, biological process: ERAD pathway; endoplasmic reticulum unfolded protein response; retrograde protein transport, ER to cytosol. Bases 46 to 2082 code for a protein of 678 amino acids.